UGCAGCCUGCAAACUACGUCACAGUUCGCGUCAGGUCACUUAUCAAACUCGCCCUAAUACUGUAUCCAGUUUAUGCCUGUGACUAUACUUCAUGCCCAAAACUUCACAUAACUCUGUCCUGGCGCCAAUUCCACCAUGACCUGUCCCGUGAGUAACACAGUGCCACUGAAUGCAGCUGUAUCUCCUCUUGAAUGGCUGCUGGGGACAUGGGAGUCAGACGAACCUGGAGAGGGCACAUACCCAACCAUGAAGCCUUUCCGUUACACAGAGACACUACACUUCACCCAUGUUGGGCAGCCAGUCAUAAACUUUAUGUUUAAUGCCUUUCAAAUAGAAACGAAGAAGCCACUUCACAGGGAAUGUGGCUUCAUACGAAUCAAACCUGGCACAAACCAUGUGGCAUUCAUAAAUGCACAAAAUACAGGUUUGGUUGACAUCGAAGAGGGGAAGCUUACAGAUAAGCAACUGAACCUGCAGAGCUGUGCUGUGUCCAGGACUUCCUUUGCCAAAGAACCCCAUGUCCAGCAGAUUUCUAGAGUGUUUCAUCUCCGGCCAGAUGGGAAGUUGGAACAGACAGUUUCUAUGGCGACAAACAACCAGCCAUUGGCGCAGCACUUGCACAUCACUUACCAGCGUACAUCCUCCUGAGCUAACAGUCUGGCAGAUAUUGACCUCAUAUAACUUAUGACCAUAGGCAGAUUUUGUUUUUUUUACAAUCACACUGGUGGAGGCACUGAUUAGUUUCAGAAUAUUUGCACUGUUAUCCUAUACGCCUGAAUUUUUCUUAAGCUGAAGUCCAUGGCAGCUGGUGUAUUGUUUAUGUGAAGGCGUAAAUAAAUAUUAAGCAAAAAAGCUGCA
Molecule: messenger RNA, 858 nt
Organism: Boleophthalmus pectinirostris (great blue-spotted mudskipper)
Lineage: Eukaryota; Metazoa; Chordata; Actinopteri; Gobiiformes; Gobiidae
Gene: thap4
Product: THAP domain containing 4
Exons: 5
Coding region: 136-648 (170 amino acids)
Source: RefSeq, a predicted model, not a curated record